AUGCCGUUGUUUUCUCGUUCAUCAGAGCGGAUAUCCAAGUCCAAGUCCCAUCGUUUUUCAUUGCGUAAACAUUAUUACCAUCACUCUUCAGACGCUGACCGUGACGCUGUCUUGAAUCACAGCACGAGUCAAAACAGCAGCCACUCGGACAAAAAGCCACGUCGGCAGCCGCAACAACUUGGUCGAGGAGCUGAACAGACGAUCGUCGUGCCGUCCAUACCCGCUCCAGUCGAUACGAGCACCAAAGUACUACAAGCUCCACCGUCUAACUUAUCGUCAUCUGUCCGUUCGUCGUCUUCGACGCUCCGUAGCACGAGCCCUACACUUCACGAGAACUUUUCCUGUGGUGACAACGAUACCGAGAUUUCGGAAGAAUCCGUUGUGACACCGAGUCAGAGUCGAGGAUCUAGUAUGCGGAACAGUCGACACAGUGGUUCUACGGGACAAUCUCCUUUGUGUAGCAAUCGUAAUAGCUUGGCCGAGUAUCGUCAACUGCAAUGCUCCAUGUCAUACAAGAAUCGUGUCAAUAGCGACGCGUUCCGAGCAACUAGCACCACUUCCAGUUCUAAUGAGUCCAUGCUGAGUGAACGGAUGAGUGACAUAAGGACAUCACUGGUGGAUGGAUGUCGUGUUGCAAACAGAUCCAGACGAUCGUCUGGCUCACAUAGUUUGCUUAAUGCAAGGAUUUCCGAGUCAUCUACGGAAAUCACCGCUACAAUAUCUCAUGAAUCGUAUUUGUCUCCUACUUCAGCAACUGUUUUUUCCGAGAUGGCAACGGUAUCAAAUACUACAACGUUAACGGAGGCUAGUGUUGCUGCUUUGCAGACACGUCGCGCGUUCCAACAAAUGGUUUUGGCGAUGGAGGACGAGGAUUCAGGUGACGAGUACGAGUCAGAUGGUGAUGCAUGGCGGAACAGCAAUGUCGGGAGUUCUCACGGUAAUUCUAGUGUAGUGCGCCUUAGUGCAGAUGAUUACAAAAAAUUCCAGUUCCGUCUUCGACAGCUUGAGGAGCUAGCAGCAGAACAAUCUAGGAAACAGGCAGACAUGGAGCAGACCAUUGAGCAGGAGGUACAGGCGAGGACCCAAAAGACGAUAGAAACGAUGGAGAAGCAGAUUAGCAUGUACAAACAGGCAAAGGAGUUUGAGUGCGAGCGGGAAGUACAUCGACGAGUUUCAGAGCAUUUGGAAAAUCCCAGAGUCAGCCGUAGUACUAGCCGAGCUAGUAUGCACGGUUUGCAUUCGAGCAGCAGCGUUAGCAGCUUCCGUGAGAGCUACAACAUUUCUACCAGUAUCAAGGAGGAGGGCAAUCCGCUGGAAAAGCUCUUACACCCACGACGUUCGCGAAAGCGUCUGGAGCAGAUGAAGGAGCGCGAGAAAAAUCAGCGACGCGAGAUGGAGCAGUUUCGGGAGUUUGUCCGUACCACCGAGAUGCGCAUUGCACCAGCCCAAGGCAUGGACGGUGUCUUGUCGGCCGCAGAGCUGGAGAUGGCAAAGCUAAAGUUGGACGAGCUGUCAGACCCGUUGUUGCCGUUAUCAGUGCUGCAGUCGUCACCUUCGGAACUCAUUGAGCUGGUCUGCGUACUUUGCAAGAACGGACAUGAGCAGGAGAGACAGAUAGAGAAGGCUAAGAACCUCAUUACCGCUGCGAUCGAAGCGCGGGAAAUUGCCGAAACUACGGCACGUGAAGCCGUGGAGCUCACGCUCAUGCUGGAUGCAAGGUUAGACCGUGCGAUGAAGUUGGUGUCGCAGGCACACAAGUUCUCAGCAGCCAACGAGUUGAGAGACACCAGUGACAGUACAGGUUCUUUCGACAGACAGUUUGGCACGCCGGCGUUAUCGACGUCAUCAGUGUUUGAAUAG
Molecule: messenger RNA, 1860 nt
Organism: Peronospora farinosa
Lineage: Eukaryota; Oomycota; Peronosporomycetes; Peronosporales; Peronosporaceae
Source: the annotation of a GenBank genome assembly